Molecule: messenger RNA, 2274 nt
Organism: Daucus carota subsp. sativus
Lineage: Eukaryota; Viridiplantae; Streptophyta; Magnoliopsida; Apiales; Apiaceae
Product: probable rhamnogalacturonate lyase B
Exons: 15
Coding region: 212-2110 (632 amino acids)
Biological process (GO): carbohydrate metabolic process
Molecular function (GO): catalytic activity; carbohydrate binding
Source: RefSeq, a predicted model, not a curated record
CAAACUAGGUCGAUCAAAGGAAACGAUUGCUACAAGUUAAGAAGAGGACAAGAUAGGGAACAAGGUGUCGGAUUCAUUUAAAACUCCCCUGCAUUUUCACAUGUUUCUUUAAGUAACUGACAGAGAUAAAAAUUAUUUAUGUACCAGCAAGCUAGAAGUCAUUUAUGCAAUCUAUUAACUAGAACUAUUCAGAUUUGUACUGCUAUUUCUAAUGGCGAAAAAUGUAAAGCUUGUCAUCCAGAGCUCAUAUGUUUUUCUGGAUAAUGGACUCGUAAGACUCACAAUAUUAAAACCACAAGGAAUAUUAGCUGGUAUAAAGUAUGGAGGAAUGGACAACCUUCUUGACCUUAAGUCAAGUGAAACGGGAAGAGGAUACUGGGAUAUUAACUGGAGCUUACCAGGAGGCCAGCCUAGAUAUCAACAGCUAAAGGGAUCAGUGUAUAACACAAUUCAUUCGAGUAAUGAUAAGGUAGAGGUUUCAUUCAAAAGCACUUAUAGUGCUUCAACUUCAGGCACCAGACUACCCCUUACGUACGACUUAAGGUACAUUCUGAAGAGUGGUGAUUCAGGAUUUUAUUGUUAUGGAAUAUACGAGCGCCCACCAGGAUGUCGUGCAUUUGAUCUUGCUCAAACCAGGAUGGUUUUCAAGUUGCAAAGGGAGAGGUUUCAUUACAUGGCUAUUACUGAUGAGAAGCAAAGAAUAAUGCCAAUGCCAGAGGAUAUGGAUGAUACAAGGAGCAAACAGCUAAUAGUGCCCGAAUCAAGAUUGCUUACGAAUCCCAUAAAUCCAGAUCUUAGAGGAGAGGUUGAUGACAAGUAUCAGUAUUCGAUGGAUAACAAGGAUUCUGGUGUUCAUGGCUGGAUUAGUUCUGGUCCUAUAAUCGGAUUCUGGGUUCUCUUUCCAAGCCAGGAGUUCCGCAAUGGUGGACCUACAAAGCAAAAUCUUACUGUUCAUACUGGACCUAACUGCCUAGCUAUGUUUCAUGGAACACACUACAUUGGAAAUGAUAUAUUAGCUCAUUUUGAAGAAGGGGAGACAUGGAGAAAGGUGUUUGGACCCUUCUUUGUCUAUCUUAAUUCGACCCCGAAUGUAUCUAAAGCAUACAACUUGUGGUCAGAUGCGAAAAAACAGAGGACAUCUGAAGAAUCAAAGUGGCCAUACGAUUUUGUUACAACGCCCUAUUAUCUAAAUGCUAGGGAACGCGGUUCAGCAUCGGGGAAAUUAUUUGUCCAAGACAGGUAUGUCUCUGAUUCUCUUAUACCGGCCCAAAAGGCAUACGUUGGGUUGUCAGCUGCAAGAACUGAAGGAUCCUGGCAAACCGAAAGCAAGGAGUACCAAUUUUGGGUGCCAACAGACUCCAAUGGAAUAUUUAGUAUUAAGAAUGUUGUUCCUGGAAUCUACGCGCUCCAUGGUUGGGUUCCUGGUUUCAUUGGAGACUAUCUUGAUCAGAAACUUGUUACCAUCACAGAGGGGUCAGAAACACAACUUGGAAAUUUGAUCUAUGCUCCCCAUAGAGAUGGUCCAACUGUAUGGGAAAUUGGCUAUCCAGACAGAACAGCUAUGGGCUUUUAUGUUCCUGACGUAAAUCCGAAGUAUGUCAACAAGUUGUUCCUACACAGCACUGAGAAGUACAGGCAAUAUGGAUUGUGGGACAGGUACACAGACAUGCACCCUGAAUCUGAUCAGGCUUUCACCAUAGGCAUUAAUGAUCCGAAGAAAGACUGGUUCUUCGCGCAUGUAGACAGGAGAGUAGGAGAGAAAUAUUAUCCAUCCACAUGGAGGAUCAAAUUCAACCUCAAAUCAGUAGCCACCGGAAUUUACAAGCUAAGAUUAGCUACAGCAUCAGUAAACCGUUCUGAUCUCGAGGUUCAUGUCAAUCAUAGAGAUAACCAUCAUCAAGUAUUUGAAGUUCAAAUGUUAGGGAUGGACAAUGCUGUUUGUCGGCAUGGAAUUCAUGGACUCUAUCGCCUUUUUAACAUUGACGUUUCAUCAGAAUUAUUGACAGUGGGAGACAACUCUAUACUUUUAACACAGGCAAGGGAAGGAGAUGCACUUUGCGGAGUACUCUAUGAUUAUCUAAGGCUGGAAGCUCCCAUAAACAAUUCAUGAUCAUGAAAAAGCACAGGUUUCUUGGAUAGCAGUACAAGUAAAGAAGUGUCUACUCUGUAUCAGAUAACAGAAUUAAAAGAGUGAAGCAAGCUGCUAAAAAAACAUAUACUGUGCUACAAGAACUGCCUACUGUUUGCUUCUGGUCUAAAGAUUCUUACUUUAAA